Truncatella angustata is the source of this 1095-nucleotide messenger RNA. RefSeq lists its product as uncharacterized. The record is from RefSeq and is a predicted model, not a curated record. Lineage: Eukaryota; Fungi; Ascomycota; Sordariomycetes; Amphisphaeriales; Sporocadaceae. The transcript has a single exon. The coding region runs from base 1 to 1095 and encodes 364 amino acids.
AUGCUGAAGUUGCGGGUUGCUAGGUGCGCCGCUUGCCCUACAGGUGAGCACUGUGCAAACUGCACAGAGGCCAACAUCGCAAGAUUGCACAAGCAAUGGAGUGCGGCAGACCGAUCCGAUGAUGUGGACAAGGAUAUCUUCAACAAACUUUUUACUCUCAGAUAUGGUCGGACAUCAAUCAAUACAGCAUUUUAUCACAAGUACUUCACCAAUUUCUCUCAGUCAAUGAAAUGGCGGCGAGAGUCGUUGGGGAAGUACAUUGAUGCCAUCUGCAACGGAACUUUGGAGAGCAUGCCGCUCUCAUCUGCAUCCAUACCCAGCGACGCGUUCACACAACUUUCGACCGAUGAUCUCUUGGAGCGAUGUUCUGAGCUUACCCGACAUCUGCAGAAGCUACACACAGAACUCGCAAGACGCAAGCAGCACGAAGUCUUUGUCAGCACGCAGGAGCCCGAUGAAGAAGACAGCUAUUUUGCUGACUCUGCCUUCUCCGAUGUUGACCUGGAAGAAACUCUCGCAGUCUCGACGCAAAAUACAACCCUAUCAGCAACUCAAUUACCAACUUCUCCAGGCUCUCAGCCUGGAAGCAGCCUCCUGGAGGGCCAAAGGGUUCGCAACAUGUUCCUCAAAUAUUGGUCUGAAGGCGAUGAUCCCCGAGCAUUCAGAUUUGUCAAGAUCCCAUUCCACACUCCGAGAUUUCUGGCCCUGUUGCUGGAUCUAGCACGGCAUUACUCGUGGGAUCAAGUCACACACAUGGUCAACUAUGCCAUUAUUGAGCGCGUUCGUCACUUCAGAAAUUCUGAGGAUAAAGAUCGAUACCCAAAACUCGAUGACUGGCAAAGAGUUCUGGACGUUUGUAGCAGCCUUGGCUUCCCGUUGAUCAAGCCCGAGAAACUUCGAAAAGAUGAUCUGGUGGCUAUCAACUUCCGAAUGACGGAUAAGGGUCUCGUCAAAGAAGGACACUCAUUCAUCCCCUACGCUAGCCGACUCGGUAUGUGCAUCGAGCGAGGCCCAUCUUGCCAGCCGCUGCCUGUAGGGCCGCGAAUAUUCACUCGUGCCUACAUGAUGAGGUGCUCCGAACACGAUGACGGCUGA